GCAACGGGUUUGCCAUGUUUUUAUUCGCCUGUGAAGGAAUGCAGGACAUACACAGUUCAUACAGGCAAACCCCAUCCUCCAAUGGUCAGGAUAACCGGAUUUAUGAUGGAUCUAUAGUUUAUUACAAGCAACAACUGUUCAUUUUGUUAAGUGACUACAUCGCUCCAGUGAAGAUUCGCGCACAUGAGCUCACCGCCAAUAUAAAGCUGAAAGUGUUUCCAGUGUGGCAGGGGGGCGGGGUGGCCAGCAGGGCUGGAGCCUGGGGCCAGGGAUGGGGACAAGGCUGGGGUCGCUAUAUGCAAUGGGAACUGGGGCCAGGAGUUGGGGGCCAGGUCCCUGUUUUUGACUACCCCGUCUGGUGUGUCCUCUGCCAAGGAGGCAGGGCUCGACUUAGGGAGGCCUGCCGAAGAGGGAGAGGGGCCCUCCGAUUGCCCGCGGACAUGCUUAGCAUCAAACUACCCCAGCUGUUUGACAUCCACCAAGUUCCCAAAGUGUUCCGGGAGGAUGGCAUUAUCUCUGGCUACCGUCACCCCCAGAGCUCCGCCCUUGACUGCAUCCUCAGCAGCUUCCAGAUGACCAAUGAGACGGUCAACAUCUGGACCCACUUUCUGCCCACAUGGUACUUCCUGUGGCGCUUCUGUGUCCUGUGCUACACUCAGAAUUUCCUGUCAGAGAGCUACACGUGGCCACUGCUGGUGUAUAUGCUGCUGAUCUGCGUGUACCCCUUCACCUCCAGCUGCGCCCACACCUUCAGCACCAUGUCCCCGGCGGCACGCCACAUCUGCUACUUCUUCGACUACGGUGCCCUCAGCCUCUACAGCCUGGGUUGUGCCAUAACCUAUGGCUCCUAUGUGAUGCCUGACUGCUGGGUCAACAGCUGGUUACACCAACACUUUGUGCCCAUCGCUAUUUGCAACACCCUGUUCUGCACCAGCCUUUCCUGCUACUCCAGAUUUCUGGAGCUACAGUUCCCACAUCGAAGUAAAAUUCUCCGGACAGGGGCCUUCGUCUUUCCAUUCAUCUUUGACAACAUCCCUCUAUUUUACAGACUUCUCCUGUGCUGUGGCGGCAGCUGCUGUCAUAGUGAGGCCCUGUCCAGUCACUGUUACCACCUCCUCUUUGCCUUCCUAACCUGCUUCCUGUUUGCCUCACACCUCCCAGAAAGACUGGCCCCAGGGCGCUUCGACUACUUUGGUCACAGCCACCAGCUCUUCCACAUCUGUGCCGUGGUGGGUACCCACUUCCAGAUGGAGGCGGUGCUAGCAGAUAUGACCUCACGGAGGACGUGGCUCAUCACCCAGGCAGCCGUGCCCUCCUUCCUGGGCACUUUAGGUGCGCUGGCCCUUGGUGUCAUCCUCAACCUAGGCAUCAUUGGCACCUUCAGCGCCCCCCUGCUCUGGAACUCCCACCACAGUGCCAGCCACCCGCUGACGCCGCCCAGCAAACACAAACAACAGUGACGGCCCUCCCUGCAGCCCGUGACCACCCAGGACAAGGGUUGGUUAAAACCUUUCAAGCAGUUUCCUACUUUGGAAAUGAUAACAAUGAAGAGUUGUGAUAUAACUUUAAAGGAGUUCUAUUAUAACUGUUAAAACAAGGUAGUAUGUUUGUAUAACCCUAUUGAACCUUUAUCACAGGCGUUUUUUUUUUCUACAUUAUUUUUAUACUAAAGUUAACCUCAUCAUAAGUUUUAAUUAUGAGAUUAUUCAUUUGUUUGCGUUUUACAUGAAAGCUCAAGACCCAAUUAUGUUCUUAAAGCCUUUUAGUUAUUGAAUCCAAUUGGUUGCUAUUCAAAGUUACAUAGGUAUUUAAAGUCGAAGUAUAUGCAACAAUUUCUUUAUCUACACUUUAAAGACUGUGCUCUAUGAUGUCGAAGAGUACGUAUGUGCCUUUUUCUUAAAUAGUGAUUAAAAUGUUAUCCAUAGCGCUGUAUAUGUUAUCAUAGUUUUGUAUAUCAAAGAUGAUUUUUUUUUUUAUUAUUUGCAGGGAACUGUAAUAUUCAUAUUUUUGUAUUUAAUUAGUGUUAGCAUGUCCUGAUAUAAUUUGUAAGCCAUUAUUGGAACAUCUCAAAUACCAUAAUUUGUUCAGGGCUACAGAUCUGCAAUGCAGGGCUAUUCCAAUACAGCGAGGGGCCCAGGGCAUAGCAGUUGGGAAGGAUGGGUACCUCUCAGUGAAGCAGGUAAAAUGUACCCACCAAUAAUAAUUUCCAUCAUUAAUAACUGCACCAGGUAAAGUUAUUGUUUUUGGCAACAGAGAAAGUUCCUAAAUGUGAAUUUAUGCUUAAUUUGAGCAAUUGAAAGGAUUCUCCUGGUUAGUUUCUGGCUAGUAAGCUAUAAGAUUUUGUAACUUUUAGAUGUAUCAUGUUUUAUCUAACCAGCUGGCUUGCUAAUGCUGGAAAACUGAUGGUGAAUGUUUGGUGAAACUUUACCUGAAGCAUAGCGUCAUAACACCAUCAUAACAUGUCAUUAAAGCUGACAUAACUUGUCAUAACCUUUCAUAAUAUUAUCAUCACACAUUGUUAUGACACUUGUAUUUUCACCUAUAGUGAAAUAUAUUCAAUUGUUUUAUGCCUGGUUAGGAAACCUACAUAAGAGUGUGAAACCCCACAAAACACUCCACAGAAGGCAAACCAUUCUGGUAAACCAUACUUGUAAAUAGUAUAUUGAUGACAUAUAACAUUUCUUGAUGUUAGUCACUAUUUGAAUAUGGCCCAGUGUCUCACAAAUCCUUUAAGCCCAAAUGUGUGCUAAACUACCUAAAGCUUUAGUUAAAAAAUGUUGUAACAACUAGAAAAUACCAAGGUUAUAAUCUUAGAGAAGACAGGAAAAAAGGUAUCAAGACAUGUACUUGCAUGAAUGUUGCCAAACACACUAAACUUGUGUAGGAGACCAGUGUCUCAGAGUAUGUCAAAAUAACCAUGUCAACAUACAUCAGUUACUGAAUUACUAAGACAUCUGUUCUAUUGGAAAACAAGAAUUGGAGCUACGAAAAAGGUGUCUGCCCACCCAAUGGCUGUUUCAUCACAGAAAAGAUGGUGUCAUUACACCAGGGUUUACACUGUGCUUAACUCUGCAGUGAAAAAAUAUAUCCAUGGACUCAUCAUGGCUUUAUCAUAAAUAUCUAGGUUGCAACAUCAUAAUCUGCUAAAAGACACCCCUGCGGUGCGUCAGGAUGCACCUUUACAUAAAGUUGUCAGGCGGCUAUAGGACAUGGUAGAACAUGGUACUUGCAAAGACAACAUUCGUGGGUUCGAUUUCCAAGGGCGUCCAAUAUGAAAAUGUAUGCUACACUACAGUAAAUCACUCGAUAUUAGAAUGUCUGCUAAAUUAUUAAAAUGUGGAAAAAUGUUUUCAGGACCGUAGCCUUUACCAGAGGCGUCGCUUGGAUCACAAUACAUUCAGGGCUUAGCCAACACCCCCGCCACCCCGCCCCGCCCUGGACAGAAAGUACAGGGUUUUGAACGUACAUGCGGAAGAUUUUCCGCUAGCCGCCUACACGUCUACAAUGUCAUAAUGCCCGAUCGGAAUUAUAGAAGAUCAGGAGCUAUUUUUUCAAAUGAUUUUCUUUGGUCAAUUUAAGAUCCGGGGGCUUUACGAAUGUUUCAGGUAGUUGCUUUUCAAAGUGAUCGACAAAGUCUAAUUAGAUGAACAAUGUAGUGUUUGAAAUUGACAUGCUUACAGUUUAAGAAAUGGAGCAUUCAGAGUAAAGAUUACAAGUUUAUUUUUUUAAUAAAAAAUAUAUUAACAUUAACACACACUGCUAUUCAAUACUGUAUGAAUGGCCUUGGCCCAAAAGCUAAAUGCCCGUUCUCCCAAUAGUUAAACCAGAUCCUAUACCCCCAAAAUAUGCCUCCCAAAACCCAGAUUAUAAAUGUAUAGUUAUAUAUAUAACUGCAUCAAUUUCAACAAAAAAUUAUUAUUUUUGAAUAUUCAUGGUCAGUUCUACACAUCAUUUAAUAGUUAAUAGUUAAUGGUGCAUUUUGGCUAUGAGUGGGCAACAGCCAGCGGACCAAGGUUCACACCCUGCAGUUAUGCACCACCUAAGCCAAGAAAAGGGAAGUUUUACCUCUCUUCACAAGUGGCCUUAUUUUCUCUGUUUCUUUGCCUGCAGUUGAUCCACUAAACUGUAUAUAAUAAUCAUAUUUGUCUGUGCAUCUGUCUGUGCAAAAAAUAAUAUGUGAGAAACAUCAUGUAAAUUUCAUAUGUGAGAAAUAUCAAUUAAUUUGAAGCCAAAAAAGGAAGGAAAUGUACAUGAACAACACAUCGUUCUUCUGCCUUCCACCGUUUUUUCAGCUCACAACUUUAACCUACUAUAACUGGAGUUUGAAUAAGGCUCUUGAGGCUAGGUGAAAGCCGAGUGCUGGAAAACAAUGGUAAAGCACUGGUGGAUUUAAAAUGUAACAUCAUUUAUCAAUCCAUUACAUGAUUCUAAUGACUUAACAUUAUCUACACUCUCACUAACUGGCCAACUUUAUACAGUUUUCCAACAUUAUACAGUAUAUUUUAAUAAUCAAUACAACCUUAUUUGAAUCUGCAUUAAAUAUGCAGUUUCGAUUGCUUGACCCUAUUUUUCUAUUGAUUCCCCACUGCUAUGACUUGAAUAGAUUUACAGACCAGUCUAGUUCUCUCUCAGAUUGCCUGUUCCAAAACGUCGACCUAAAAGCUCCAGCACAGUACCAUGCCUAUGAUUAAAAGACAGGUGCCAUUUUACAGAGGUACGUUUCCAUGGAAACUCCAUCGUUCUCCACAGUAUGUGUUCCUGUGAAUACACCGUUUUUAUUGUUCUGACUCGAAUUUUGGGAGAACUGUUAUUUUUUCAUGUCUACCACAUAGUGUUUCUACCACAUACGGUCAUUAUACAUUUCUGUAUAAUGCUAGGUGCUGUCUAAAUGCCAGAGAAUGACUGAAAUUCUCUCUAAAACAUACCAUCAUUGUGCCAUUGACAGGACAUACCAAAUUAUUCUGUUUAUUUAAGCCAUGUGAUGGAAGACAUCUUAUAUGAUGCAAAACACAACUAAACGAAAGAUGUCUACCUCAUCUCCCAGAUUCUUGGCACUGUUGUAUUAUGUAUGUUAUAUUGUGAUGGUCAUUGCAGGUUCAUGGGUACCAAUAAACCACUUCUCCCUAAAAUGAUAUAACAUUGUUAGUAGCAAUUGUCUACAGAUAUUCGAGAAAUUGUGGUGUCUCAAGUGUUAAUCUACACUUACUGUUGAAGUAUUAUUCAAACGAAAUGCCUGUAAGCGUUGUGCCGUUACAUAAUUUUUUUAUUUAUUUCAGGACAAGUUAUUAAUACCAUCUCAAACACAAAUUGCGUACAUGUAGGAUACUAACCAUAAUACUGAUUCGGUGAUGGUAUCAUGUGUAAAGGCUAUGAGAGAUGAGGGAUUAGCAAGUGAUGUUAUGGUCAGUGAAGGAAAUGGAAUGUGUUGCAGGUUUAACCUUUCUUUUACAGAAGAGUACAGAACAUGGCUCACAUGUAGUAUAGAGGCACACACACACACACACACACACACAUUUUAUUCCAGCAGUUCUAUAAAUUUGCAUUGCAGUAUUUACUCAGUAUCUCUUUUCCCAAUGGUGAAAGUAAAUUACGGUAUGGUUUUGAGAACUCUGUUAGAGUUUGUUUAGAUGGGAUAGAUGAUGUUGACUGUGUAAACAUAGCUGGGCUGAUAGUAACAGACUUGAUAGAAUUCCAGCCCCAGUUUGAUUUUGACCACAGCCUUUAUCCUAAUAACAUACAUUUGAUAUGGUGCUUUCUUCAUCUUACUGCUUGGUUCUUGGAAGUGAUUGUGACUGUUCACAUUAAUGACUCCUGAAGAGGCUAGAAUUCAGCAAAGAGGAAGGAAGCAGUUUAAAGAAUGUUAAUGCCCAUCAUACAUUUCUACUAGAAACGUAACAUAGUUUGCGAGGGAAAACAUGUAAACAGUCUUUUGAUCUCUUUUGAGAUAAAUUAUUUGCAUGUUAUGUCUACUAAAAGGAUGUAACAAACAAUGCCUUAUUAUACUGUAUUACUGGAAUAAUGUCUCUAAUAAAGAUUACUUACACCCUU
Messenger RNA from Esox lucius (northern pike), 6048 nucleotides. RefSeq names its product progestin and adipoQ receptor family member VI (gene paqr6). Bases 15 to 1460 code for a protein of 481 amino acids. NCBI's taxonomy places the organism in Eukaryota, Metazoa, Chordata, Actinopteri, Esociformes, Esocidae. The transcript is spliced from 8 exons. Gene Ontology annotation, molecular function: signaling receptor activity. Gene Ontology annotation, cellular component: membrane. The record is from RefSeq and is a predicted model, not a curated record.